This is a messenger RNA of Drosophila nasuta, 4036 nucleotides long. RefSeq names its product Acyl-CoA synthetase long-chain (gene Acsl). Gene Ontology annotation, cellular component: plasma membrane; endoplasmic reticulum; lipid droplet. NCBI's taxonomy places the organism in Eukaryota, Metazoa, Arthropoda, Insecta, Diptera, Drosophilidae. Gene Ontology annotation, molecular function: palmitoyl-CoA ligase activity. The transcript is spliced from 10 exons. Gene Ontology annotation, biological process: neuron differentiation; long-chain fatty acid metabolic process; long-chain fatty-acyl-CoA metabolic process. The coding region runs from base 418 to 2565 and encodes 715 amino acids. The record is from RefSeq and is a predicted model, not a curated record.
CAAACUCAACGUGUUUUGAGAACGUUCGUAGCGCUGAACGCGUCCGGGAAACAAUAAAGAAAAAAAUACAUACAUAUUAAAUAUUUGAUAUUCACGCAUAUUAACGCAUACUAAAAUCAUAUUUAAAACGCAAUUGAAAGCGAAACGUUAACGUCGUUUUUGUCUAACAACGUAGACGUCGCAUUACGCAUACGCAGCAUUGUACAGCAGUGCAACCGCCAAAACUAAAGAAGAAGACCGAAGGACAUUAGAGAAACUGCUAGCUAUCAUUUCUCUUUAUCAUUCCCGCAUCGCUCUCUCUCUCUCGCUCUAUCUCGCUCUGUGUAAUUUGGUGUCAGCGCGCAAUUCCCUCCUGUGUCUCUGUGUCGCCCGCUUACCUUCUUCAUCGUCCAAUUGUCACACUAAAAACGCGGCAAGAUGUUCAUCGAAGAUGAUGCGCAAAUGGAUAGCUUCUGGGUGCAGAGUGCACUGGGCGCCAUCAGGGCAAUUGCAUUUGUCUAUGAUAUUAUCACGCUGCCGGUCUAUUUGGUAUUACAGGCGCCAUGGAAACGUCGACAGGAAUCGCGGCGAGUCAAGGCAAAGAUCAUCAAGAGCGAUGACACUGAACUAACGUAUCGCACCACGGAGCCGCCACGGGAUGUGCACGUGAAGAUGCUGCAGGAGAACAUCGAUACGCUGGAGAAGGUCUUUAACUAUGUGGCCAAAACGCAUUCGACUAAGCGUUGUUUGGGCACACGUCAGAUACUGAGCGAGGAGGAUGAGACGCAACCCAAUGGACGUGUCUUCAAGAAGUACAACAUGGGUGACUACAAGUGGAAGAACUUCAUUGAGGCGGAGCGCAUGGCGGCCAGCUUUGGUCGUGGUCUUCGCGAGCUCGGCCAGGCGCCGCGCCAGAACAUUGUCAUCUUUGCCGAGACACGCGCCGAAUGGAUGAUUGCUGCCCACGGUUGCUUCAAGCAAGCCAUGCCCAUUGUCACUGUCUAUGCUACGCUCGGCGAUAAUGGCGUUGCCCACUGCAUCAGCGAAACGGAAGUCACCACUGUCAUUACCUCACACGAUCUGUUGCCCAAAUUCAAGACGCUGCUCGCUCAAUGCCCCAAUGUCAACACUAUUAUCUACAUGGAGGAUCAGCUGCACAAGACCGACACCACUGGCUUCAAGGAAGGCGUCAAGGUUCUGCCCUUCGCUCAAGUUGUUAAGAUCGGAAACGAGAGCAAAUUCGAGAAUGUGCCCCCAGAUGGUGAAGACAUUGCCAUCAUCAUGUACACUUCCGGCUCGACGGGCACACCAAAGGGAGUUCUGCUGUCGCAUAAGAAUUGCAUUGCCACCAUGAAGGGUUUCUGCGACAUGGUCACCAUUUAUCCCGAAGAUGUUUUGAUCGGUUUCCUUCCACUUGCGCAUGUCUUUGAGCUGGUAGCUGAGAGUGUUUGCUUGAUGACAGGCGUUUCCAUUGGCUAUUCGACUCCGUUGACUCUGAUCGAUACGAGUAGCAAGAUUAAGCGUGGCUGCAAGGGCGAUGCAUCCGUGUUGAGGCCCACAUGCAUGACAUCCGUACCAUUGAUUCUCGAUCGCAUCUCCAAGGGCAUCAACGACAAGGUCAACUCCGGUUCAGCAUUCAGAAAGGCGCUCUUCAAAUUCCUUUACCAGUACAAAGUCAAGUGGAUACAACGCGGCUAUCAGACACCAUUAAUUGACAAAUUGGUCUUCAAGAAAGUGGCCAAGCUGAUGGGCGGCAAGGUGCGCAUCAUUAUGUCCGGCGGAGCGCCGCUUUCAUCCGACACUCACGAGCAGAUCAAGACAUGCCUGUGUGUGGAUUUGAUUCAGGGCUAUGGUCUGACUGAGACCACCUCGGGCGCUACUGUAAUGGACAGUCGUGAUAUGACUUAUGGACGCACUGGCGGUCCGUUGACCGUUUGCGAUAUUCGGCUGGUGAAUUGGGAGGAGGGCAACUAUCGUGUUACCAACAAGCCCUAUCCACAGGGUGAGGUGCUUAUCGGUGGCGAAUGCGUGUCCAAGGGCUACUAUAAGCUGCCUGGCAAGACUGGCGAGGACUUCUUUGAAGAGGACGGACGCCGUUGGUUCAAAACUGGCGACAUUGGAGAAGUGCAAACCGAUGGCGUACUUAAGAUUAUUGAUCGUAAGAAGGAUCUGGUUAAGCUGCAGGCUGGUGAAUAUGUUUCCCUGGGCAAAGUCGAGUCGGAACUGAAGACCUGUGGCAUUAUUGAGAACAUUUGCGUAUAUGGCGAUCCAACAAAGCAAUUCACUGUCGCGCUGGUCGUGCCGAAUCAAAAGGGUCUCGAGGAGUUGGCCGAACGUCAUGGACUAAAGAACAAAUCUUUCGAAGAGCUGUGCUCAUCGCCCAUCAUGGAGAAGGCCAUACUCAAGGAAAUUAGCGAUCAUUCGAGAAAAUGUAAAUUGCAAAAGCAUGAGGUGCCCGCAGCUAUUACGCUGUGCAAGGAGGUGUGGUCACCAGAUAUGGGUCUGGUUACGGCUGCUUUCAAGCUGAAGCGCAAGGACAUCCAGGAUAAAUAUCAGCACGACAUUAAUCGCAUGUACGCCUCAUGAAAACCAAUAUACUAAACGGCAGAGACAGUAGUAGAAGAAAAUGCAGCAGGAACGGCAUUAGCGGCAGCGAAGCUAAUUAUAUACUAAACUUAUAUAGCAAUUGUUUUUAGUAUAGCUCAGACACAAAAAGAUGCGUUAUUUGAAACCAAACUAGCUUAAGUACUAAAAGAUCUAAAAACCAAAUAGAUGCAACACAACACACAUAAACACACACGCAUGAACAUAAACAGGUCAUUUGUGUUUGUUAUGUUUGUUUUGCAAUUGUAAUAAAAACAUGUUAAGUUUUUAGAUAUGUGCAAAUAUGGUUUGGUUAAAAUGUUUUCUAACAUGCUGUUGAUUAUAACGAUAAUGCGAAUGAUGAUGAAAUUUACGAUUGUGCUUAUUGACUACGAAUAGUUGACAAAUGAUUAUGAUGCAGACGACAAAAACACAAAAAGGAUAACAAUCGAUGUACAGUUUUCGGUUUUUUAGUACAUUUUUGAGGCAUGUGAAGAAUGCGUAAUACAAUACUUAUUUUUAUAAAACACGAUAAACUAAGCUAACUAAGUGGUUGCCUAACAAUUAUGUAAAUACUAUACAUACAUAUACAUACACAAAUGCGUAUAUAUCAAUAUACAUACAUUACAUAUAUAGCAUAUACUUCUCUAAAUUAAGUUUAAUAUAAAUGGCAAAUAUUGAAAUAAUGAAUUGUAGCAAACCAACAACACAACAAUAAUUAAAAGCUAAAAAGCGGCAAGUUCUGAAUUAAAAUUAUAAAUACAUAAAACAUGAUGGAAAAAUCUUUAAUUCUCUGCUGGGACACAAAGAAAGCAAAAUAAAUCAAGAACUAUAAGAAACCCUCCAAGCAUAAACUAAUAAAAUCGCAUGAAAAGCUAAGAAUAAUAAUUAUAUUAUUGUAAAAUAUAUUUUAGAGCAAUUUAGUUAACUUUACAAAAUCAAUUACAAGUCAAAAUUCAAAAAUGCUGCAAGUAAAAGACUUAGUACUAAAGGAAUAAUAUACAUAAAUAUAUAAAUCAGAUAAGCAAAACUAUCUAAGAAAAUGGCCAAAAUAAGAAGCCUAACAACCCCCUUAAGAUUCGAUCAUUUUUAUAGAUGUGCAAAUAAUUUUGAUUAAAUUUUAGUCAUAUUUUUAGUUAACGAUAUCUUCUAGGAAUGUUUAGCAAUUUACUAUGAAACGUUGCGUUUCUAAAUAUACACACAACACAGAAAAAUUACCACAAAAUGGCAUAUGUAUUUGACAAAUUGUAGUAAACGAGGCAACAUUUUUAAAAUAUCGAAAUUCAUUUUGUGUAUUAUAAACACUACUACAAUAUAUAUGUAUAAUGCAUAUUUUACAAAGUUAUUCGUAAUUAUUGUAGAACGAGAAUGAGUUGCGAGCAGUCGUAUAUAAAUGAAAUCAUUGCAUUAUUGUACAUUUUGGGUGUAUAAAUAAUUCUGGAGAUAAAUUAAUAAAUAUCUACAUUUUUGAAUA